Molecule: messenger RNA, 1029 nt
Organism: Sarcophilus harrisii (Tasmanian devil)
Lineage: Eukaryota; Metazoa; Chordata; Mammalia; Dasyuromorphia; Dasyuridae
Product: kelch-like protein 15
Exons: 2
Coding region: 400-870 (156 amino acids)
Biological process (GO): nuclear protein quality control by the ubiquitin-proteasome system
Cellular component (GO): nucleus
Molecular function (GO): protein binding
Source: RefSeq, a predicted model, not a curated record
CCUGAUGUCACAGAGCCCCAUCCCCUCCCUCUUCCCUUCAAUCCCUCCUCAGGGAGACUAGCACCGCCCCGUGAUGAUGUCAUAAUGACCACCCCUCCCACCUUCCGUUAGCUCCUAGUCUUGUCUUCAGUGGAGGGCAUGUGGGGCCCAGAGCAGCUGGAGGUCUGCGUGCCCCUCACCCAAUGCCCUCCCCUUCAGCCUUUUUGCCCCUUUCCUCCGCCAUUUUCUCCUCCAUUAGGUCCAUCUUACCACCAUCUUCAAGGCUGACAAUCCUAACGGUCCUACUAGUGCCUCAGUGUCUGUGAGGGAGGGACGCUGAUUAAUACCAGUGGCGGAGGUGCUGUUCCUCUCACAGACGCCAGCCCAGUCGUAACUGGACCAAGACCAGCAAGGUGACUCAUGGAGGGGGACGUGCAACGGUUUACUUCCUUCAACCAUGACGCCAGUGUCCCUGCUGGCCUCAGAGCACUGUAUGAGGGGGGAUUGCUUCUUGAUGUCACCCUAGUUAUUGACGAUCAGCAAUUCCGGGCCCAUAAAGCACUCCUUGCCACCCAGAGUGACUACUUUAAGAAAAUGUUCACAGCUGAGAGUGGGAAGGGAGAUCAGGACCCCAUUCCUUUGCAUGGUCUGACUGCUACAGCCUUCAGACAUAUCCUAAAAUUCAUGUAUUAUGGAACUAUAGAACUGGAUAUGAAUACUGUUUAUGAAAUCCUGCAGGCUGCCAUCAAUAUUAAAGUUAAACAAGUGGUGACUUUCUGCUGCUCUUUUCUCCUAUCCAGAAUGUCCUUAGAAAAUUCUGGAGAAAUUUUGAAAUUCUUAGAUGAAUUUGGUAUAACCAUGGAGAGCGCCAGAGAGAAGUUGUUUUCAUGAACUUUCAUGCACUUCAAACCAUUUCUGUUAACUUUAAAAAGUCUCUUUUCCUAGAAGAUUUUUUUUAACUUUGAUGUCCUGUGUCUCACCUGCGAUUUGCUUUCCCCCCCACAGGAUACAAAAACUGUUUUGAGAUUACUCAAAUUAAAUUGACCUCUA